AUGGACGUGGACAUGGACGUGGACAUGGACGUGGACGUGGACAUGGACGUGGACGUGCACGUGGACAUGGACGUGGACGUGGACAUGGACGUGGACGUGGACGUGGAGGUGGACGUGGAGGUGGACGUGGAGGUGGACGUGGACGUGGACGUGGACGUGGACGUGGACAUGGACGUGGACAUGGACGUGGACCUGGACGUGGGCGUGGACGUGGACGUGGACGUGGACGUGGAGAUGGACGUGGACGUGGACGUGGAGGACUUGGACGUGGAGAUGGACGUUAAAGUGGACGUGGACGUGGACAUGGACGUGGACGUGGACAUGGACGUGGACGUGGACGUGGACAUGGACGUGGACAUGUACGUGGACGUCGACGUGGAAGUGGACGUGGACGUGGAGAACUUGGACGUGGACAUGGACGUGGACAUGGACGUGGACGUGGACGUGGAUGAAGACAUGGUCGUAGAUGUGGAGGUGGACGUGGACGUGGACGUGGACGUGGACAUGGACUUAGACGUGGACGUGGACGUGGACGUGGACGUGGACGUGGACGUGGUCGUGGACGUGGACGUGGUCUUGGACAUAGACGUGGACGUGGACAUGUACGUGGACGUGGACGUGGACGUAGACAUGGACGUGGACCUGGACGUGGACGAGGACGUGGACGUGGACAUGGACGUGGACGUGGACAUAGACAGGGACAUGGACUUGGACAUGGACGUGGACAUGGACGUGGACGUGGACAUGGACAUGGACAUGGACGUGGACGUGAACGUGGACGUGGACAUAGACGUGGACGUGGACGUGGACAUGGACAUGGACACUUCCGAUACUGACCGACGUGGCCAAUGCACCAUUUUCUCUAUACAUGUGCGUUGA
Messenger RNA from Closterium sp. NIES-65, 879 nucleotides. NCBI's taxonomy places the organism in Eukaryota, Viridiplantae, Streptophyta, Zygnematophyceae, Desmidiales, Closteriaceae. The record is from the annotation of a GenBank genome assembly.